This is a messenger RNA of Plasmodium berghei ANKA, 3393 nucleotides long. Its product is annotated as conserved Plasmodium protein, unknown function. NCBI's taxonomy places the organism in Eukaryota, Apicomplexa, Aconoidasida, Haemosporida, Plasmodiidae. The record is from RefSeq and is a predicted model, not a curated record. The coding region runs from base 1 to 3393 and encodes 1130 amino acids. The transcript is spliced from 2 exons.
AUGGAUAAAACACACAAUUACACAAGUACUUUUUACAUUUUAGAUUUUAAUUUAUGUCAAAAUUAUUCAAACAAAUUCUGGAGCUUUUUAAAACAAUCGCCAACUGAAGAUAUAAUAAUUAUUAGUUUUAAGAAUUAUUUCGAAAAAGAGCUAGUUCACUUGGUUAAAUUAAGUCUUAAAAAUGAAAUAGAAUGGAUAGAAGGUUAUAAAUUUAUAAAUUUGAAAAAUUUUGAGAACUGCCCAUUUAUUUUUUUAGUAAAAGGAUAUUUAUAUAACGAAAUUCAUGAUGUAUAUUUUAAAAAUAUUCAAAUUGCAACAAAAAAAGUUUAUGGAAAAAUAUAUAAAUAUAUUUUAAAAUCAUAUUUUUAUAAUUUUGUAAAAAAUAAAUGGAACCAAAUUAAAUUGUGCGAAAAUAUACAAACAGAUGAUAUUUUUGAGGAUAAUUUGAAUAUCUUUAAAGAGCAAAAAAAAAAAAAAAAAAAAAAAUAUGUUAAUAAAUUAGUUCGUUAUGAAUAUCCUUUUAAAAAUAGAAUUAUCCAUGCAUCAUCAAAUAGUAAUAUAUAUAACUAUUCGAUAAAUAAAAUAGUUUUGAUAAAUAAUUUUGUCGAUAAAAAUAAGCAUUAUUCUAUUACCCAUGAAAAGGCAAAUGCUAUAAAAAAUUUGAAUGGCUUGUUACGGACAUAUAGUAGCGAGUUGUGUUAUAAAAAAAAAAAUAAAGAUAAUAAUAAUUAUAUAUAUUCAUAUUUUGGAAAUAAAUUAUACAAUAAAAAUGGGAAAGAUUUAAAUAAUUUUAGUUGUAUUGCAUUUAAGAUUAAAAAUACAAGUUUGUGUGUAUGCUUGGCAAAUAUAGAUUUGUUUGAAUAUGUUGAUGACUUAAAUUAUUAUAAAUAUUUAUUUUCCAGAUAUAGAAAAGAAGAAAAUGUGGAAAAAAAUAAAAAUGCAAAAAGUAACUAUACGAAAUAUUGCCUAAAUUAUUAUGCUAUGUGCUGUAAGCAACUUUAUAAUUAUUUUAUAAAUAAGUUAAUUUUCGAAACACAAAAAAAAGAUAUUUGGUUAUUCAACAAUGAUAUUAUUAUUUUCUUAGGAUUUGAAAAAAAUAUCCUUAUUGAAAAAAAAAAAAAUGAAAUAAGGAAUAUAAUAAAUGAUUAUUCUAUUUUCCCUGACAAAAAUUUUAUUAUUCUAAAUAAAAAAAAAAAAAAAAAAUUUAUUCAAGCCAAAGCUUAUUCGACAUUAAUUUUUCCUGAUAAGGGUUUACAGGAAUUUAAAUUGAUUGGCUUUAGAGUUAUAUGCAAUUUAUUUAUGAAUAUUAAAAAUUAUAAUAACAUGAAUAAUAUUCAUAAUAAUAGUAUUAUAAAAAAAACUGAUAGCCAUAUUAAGAAAAAUGAAAUAAAAAAUUUUAUUUCACUAUCGCCAAAUUUUAUAGACUUGAAUGUCAUUCAUACUUAUCAAAUAUAUCAAACAAGUUUUACUUUAUAUUAUGAAUGUAAUGGAAUAACUUCUCGAAAUAUAUAUAUUUCAAAUAUUAAUCACAAAAAUAAUGAUUUAACAAGUACACAUAUUAAUGCUAAUCAUUCUAACACGUCAGGUUCUAAUAAAGUUGAAAAAAAACACACUCCAUUCAAUUGCGAAAAUGGGCCUAAAGCGAAAAGGGAACAUGAAGUAUUUGCCAAUGAACAAGAAAAUAAUAAUACAAAUAAUGUUGGCACAAAAGAUAGUCAGUUUUCAAUUUUGUGUGAAGAUAAUUUAAAAAAAAAUACAUUUGACAAAUGGCAUACUAAUAUAAGUAACAUUUUUAGUAAAAAAAAGAAUAGUACUAAAUCUGAAAUUGUAAAAAAAAACGACAAUGGUUGUAGAUCAUAUGAAAUAAAAAACUUAAAUCCUAAAAAUAUAAAAAAAAAUAAGGAUAUAAAUAUAUUUUGUAAUAAUAAUAGUGUUAAAAUUGGGGAUACAAUUCCAGAGAAACUGUAUUUUUCCAUACUUUGUUUUGAUAAAACAAAUAACUGUACUAUUCCAUUAAAUUUAUAUUCAUUUUUGCACGUUAAGGAAAAUAGUAUAUUCAAAUAUUUCGAGCAAAAUAUAUGUUUUAAAAAUAAUAAAAGUAACAUUGGUAAAAAAUAUUAUUUUGAUAUUUUAAGACAUAUAUGUAUUUAUCCAUAUAAAGGUGUUUUACAGCCAAAUAGUAAACAAGUAAUAAAAUUGCAUAUAUAUAUUGAACAUUUACUAAAAGAAAUUAAAAAAAUGGAAGGGUUUUUUGUUAUUAUAAUACAUAUACACAAUUAUAUGAAAAAUUUAUUUAUUACAUUUAAGUAUACUUUGAUAAAUAAUAUACUUUUUACAUUUAUAAAUGAAAAUAGUGAACAAAAAUCUGUAAAACAAAUUCAAAGCAAAUUAAAUUCACAAAAUGAAAAAAUAGCUAAAUUCAUUUACACACACACUAAAGCAAACUUAUCAAUACAUAAUCAAAUAAAAAAAACAUCAUAUAAUUUGAAACAAUUUAUAAUAAUAAAAAAGAAAUAUAAGAAAGAACGUAUUAAUAUGAAAAUAACUGUUAAUAAAAAUAAUUUUAAUAAAUUUUGUUCUCCUAAUUUUGAAAAGUUGUUUUUAUUUUUAUUUUUUACCCUAGAACAUUAUGAAAAAAAGUUGCACACUAAUGUGGAUGAACUAGAGGAAGAUGUUUUUUAUUUUUUAAAAACAUCAUAUAUAGAUAAUUAUAAUAUUAUUUAUUUAUUUGAUAAGUUUGCUGAUAACAAUUCAAAAGGAAAAAUUUACAAUUUGAAUUUUAUGAAAAAAAAUUGUUUAUUCCAAGAAAUGUAUAAAGGGACUAGUGAAGGGAGUAGCAAAUAUGAUAUGCAUAAAAUAAAUGAAUUCAUUUUAAAAAUAGAACGAAAUAUGAAAAUAGACGAAAAUAUUUCAAUAAAUUUGAUUUUAUUUUUAUGUGAAGAAUUAUUAUAUAUAAUAAAUAAAAGUAUGAUAUAUUUUAAUAUAACAGAUUAUAUAAGAAAUAUAUAUAAUAAUUUUUCUAUGAAUAAAAUAAAAAAAAUGAAUAUAAUUUUUUAUAAUAUUUUAAAACAAUCACCAUCUAUAUUUUAUAAAAAUAUUUUUUUACUUUUUAUUUCAUUUUUUAAAAAAUUAUUUUUUUAUUUUAUUCAAUUGUCUAUACAUAAUUUUUAUGUAUUGGUUAUGAAGAAGACACCAUAUUUUUUCCUUAAUACCUUAGAAAAGGAAAAGAAAAAAAAAGAAAAAAUUAUUCUUAAUUAUUAUUUCCAUGCCUUUUUGCAUGCUUUUCAUUUUUUUUAUGUAUCUUUUUUGUGUUAUUUAUCUUGUUUUUUUUUGAGUUUUUUGGAUAUAUCAAUAGCGCUUGAUUUAGCACACCAUAUACUAUUCUAUAUGUAG